AUGAAGUACACUAUCGCUGGCCUCUUGACCACUCUCGCUACAUCUGCCUCUGCGCUUCCUAACAUCGCACGCAGCUCAUACCCAACCGCUUCAGCAUCUUCAUCCGCUGCUGCGCGCAUCCUCCUCGGAAACUCUGGUCACAUCUACGUCGCCGACUUCAGCCCCAAGACGGGCAAGUUCGAGCUCACUCUGAACCAGGAGAUCGAGGGCGGUAACUCAUGGAUGGCCUACUAUGGCUCCGACUUGCUCUACGCCGUUGACGAGAACUCUGAUGAGCUGAGACUCUUCAACCUUGAUCUCGAGGCUAAUAAGCUUACCCUCAAGACUAAAAAGGCCGGAAGUGUCGGCGUUGUUCAUCUUGAGUUCAACUCGGAUAAGACACGCCUUGUUGGUGCUGCUUACGGAAAUGGUACCAUUGAUGUUUGGAACACUGAGAAGGGUGGUCUGGAGUUCGUCAAGACUCUCAAGUCUCCUGGAAAGCUUGGUCCUGACAAGGAGCGCCAGGCUGCUUCUCAUCCUCAUCAGGCUAACCUCGAUCCCUCUGGUCGCUACUUUGCCGUUAACGAUCUCGGCACUGACUCUGUUGUCAUCAUCGACUCCAAGGACGACGCUUACAAGAUCGCAAAGAACAUCCCCGUCGAGGCUGGCUGUGGUCCUCGACAUGGUGUCUUCUACCCUCGUGGUGGAAAGAAGGCUACCCACUACAUCGUUGCUUGUGAGCUGAGCAACCAGGCCCUCGUCUACUCUGUCUCCUACGAGGAAAACACCCUUGCUUUCAAGCACCACCAGUCUAUCUCUACCUACGGCAAGGACGCUCCUGCUAAGGACCCCAAGACCGCUGCUGUUGGUGAGAUCCUUCUCGCUCCUAACAACAAGGACGUUUAUAUCUCCAACCGUCUGUCCGGAAACGAGACCGACUCUAUCGCUCGCUUCACUAUCGCCGAGUGCGGAACUCUCACUUAUGCUGAUACCGUCUCAUCUGGUGGUCUCCUCCCCCGUAUGAUGAGCUUCAGCCGAACUGCUAAGCACGUCUUUGUUGGUAACCAGAACGGUACCAGCGGUCUUGUUGCUCUCCAGCGAGGUGCUGAUGGCAAGCUUGCUGAGAAGCCUGUUGCUACUCUUCCUGGCUCUGCGUUCGGUGAGCCUUUGUUCGGACCUCAGUAUGUGCAGCAGAUCCUCCUGAACUAA
Messenger RNA from Fusarium tjaetaba, 1188 nucleotides. RefSeq lists its product as uncharacterized. The transcript has a single exon. NCBI's taxonomy places the organism in Eukaryota, Fungi, Ascomycota, Sordariomycetes, Hypocreales, Nectriaceae. The coding region runs from base 1 to 1188 and encodes 395 amino acids. Gene Ontology annotation, molecular function: protein binding; 6-phosphogluconolactonase activity. The record is from RefSeq and is a predicted model, not a curated record.